AUAUAUAUAUACAAAUCGACAAGAGUCAUAUAUAGUUAAAUGCGUAUACAAACAUAUCAUCUAGUCUACAAACAUCAGGUUAGUCAGUCAGUGGCAAGAAAAAAUGGCGGAUGUCGAGUUGAACGUCGACAACCUGAUACAAAGAUUGUUGGAAGUCCGAGGAUGCCGACCAGGAAAGACCGUCUUAAUGUCGGAGGGAGAGGUGCGUGGCCUUUGUCUCAAGUCACGGGAAAUUUUCCUUCAACAACCGAUCCUGCUCGAAUUGGAGGCGCCACUUAAGAUCUGCGGUGAUAUUCACGGCCAAUACACUGACUUGUUACGGCUAUUUGAAUAUGGCGGUUUCCCGCCAGAGGCGAACUACUUAUUUCUUGGUGAUUACGUAGACAGGGGCAAACAAUCGUUAGAGACGAUAUGCUUGUUGCUUGCCUACAAGAUCAAAUAUCCGGAGAAUUUCUUCCUAUUGCGAGGCAAUCAUGAAUGCGCAAGUAUAAACAGGAUAUACGGAUUCUACGACGAGUGCAAGAGGCGGUACAACAUUAAACUAUGGAAAACGUUCACCGAUUGCUUCAAUUGUCUUCCAAUCGCCGCGAUCAUCGAUGAGAAGAUAUUUUGCUGUCAUGGAGGUCUCAGUCCAGAUCUUCAGAAUAUGGAACAAAUCAAAAGAAUUAUGCGUCCGACAGAUGUACCUGAUACUGGCCUUCUCUGUGAUUUGUUAUGGUCAGAUCCAGAUAAAGAAGUCCAGGGAUGGGGUGAAAAUGAUAGAGGUGUAUCUUUCACAUUUGGUCCAGAUGUAGUAUCGAAGUUCUUAAAUCGUCAUGAUAUGGAUUUAAUAUGUAGAGCACAUCAAGUAGUCGAAGAUGGCUAUGAAUUUUUUGCGAAAAGACAGUUAGUUACCUUGUUUUCCGCGCCAAAUUAUUGCGGAGAAUUCGAUAAUGCUGGAGGAAUGAUGAGCGUCGACGAAACUCUAAUGUGCAGUUUUCAGAUUUUGAAACCAUCAGAAAAGAAAGCUAAAUACCAGUACUUAAGUUUGAACACGGGUCAAGCCACUAGACCAUCUACACCACAAAGGAAUCCAGCCAAAAAGAAAUGACAGCCUUGUACUCGGUUUUUCCUUCAGUUAAGGAAACUCGUCGAUAAGGCGACCAAAUUUUUGUUAAGGCGCGAACAUUAAGAGCAUAACAUUGUAUGAUAUGUUCUAUCACUAACUAGCGGUUAUGCCAAACAGAUGCAUAGCAAAGAAAAAAAACAAAAAAACAAAAAAAAAACAAAAAAAUAAAAAAACAAAAGGAAUGAAUGAGACACGUAGUGAUAUUUGAUCGUCGAGAAUUUUUUGUGAUCGUUAAAGACUUUAAAAAAAGCAGAUUUAAUUUUUUCCUUCGAGUAUAAUUUCAAUCUAGCAUUUUAAGUAAUUAUUAUGUUGACUGAUUAGUAAUUAAAAAUAAUCGAUAGAACGGCUCCCGAGUGCUUGUUAUGAAAAGUUUAAAAACAAACAAAAACAAAAAAAAAGAAGUAAUUCUGACUUUGUUAAUGCUUUUCCAUGAGUAUUACUUUUAUGUUUUAGAAUAAAGUAUCAAGAGAAAUUAUCUCUUCCUUGACUUACAUCUUAAUAUGAUAA
Apis laboriosa (Himalayan honeybee) is the source of this 1615-nucleotide messenger RNA. RefSeq names its product serine/threonine-protein phosphatase PP1-beta catalytic subunit. Gene Ontology annotation, molecular function: protein serine/threonine phosphatase activity. Bases 104 to 1090 code for a protein of 328 amino acids. Gene Ontology annotation, cellular component: cytoplasm; nucleus. The record is from RefSeq and is a predicted model, not a curated record. The transcript is spliced from 5 exons. NCBI's taxonomy places the organism in Eukaryota, Metazoa, Arthropoda, Insecta, Hymenoptera, Apidae.